Molecule: messenger RNA, 23454 nt
Organism: Xiphophorus hellerii (green swordtail)
Lineage: Eukaryota; Metazoa; Chordata; Actinopteri; Cyprinodontiformes; Poeciliidae
Product: golgin subfamily A member 4-like
Exons: 6
Coding region: 17448-22322 (1624 amino acids)
Molecular function (GO): RNA-DNA hybrid ribonuclease activity; nucleic acid binding
Source: RefSeq, a predicted model, not a curated record
UCAGGCACCUUCUCAGUACUAAGUACACACCUCCAAAUGUACAAGUUUUAGAGCAGACGUAUGAGCAGCCUAACACGCAUACCAGUACUCUAUUGACAGAUGAAAUGCAGCAUCAUUUUGGUCUGUAUUGUGAUGGCAUCACCUUUGAAUUUGUAACUUUGGAGCAUGGCUAUAUUUGGAGAAAAUGAAUGUUUUUAACACCAAAACAAUAUGAAGAAAAUGGAAAACUGACUGUAGAUACAUAACAAAAAAACGAAUAUGGAAUGCAAAAGAGACAAAAUGGAAGGACAAAAGCAACUCGUGAGCCAAGUAGCUGAAGAUGUUAAGCAUCUUUGGGAAAAUAUGAGAAGAGAGAAAGGUAGAAUCAAAUAUUUGAAGAAAAAAGCGAGGCCUGACAUGCAGAGAGUAAUUUUUGAACCAGAUGAAAUCAGAGAAAUGUUGCAUAUGAUUAGAGAAGACACAAAACUUUGCAAGAAGCACUUUUUUGAAGAAAAGACCCAAAUGAAAUGGAUGAGUUUUCAGGCUGAGAAAAGGAGAAAAAAGCUUGACCAGACGUUGGAGAGAAUAAUUCAAGAAAGUGAUCAGUUAGACAUUCUGAAGAAAAAAAUGGACCAGCAAAGACAAGAGACUGAAAAAAAAUGGAGAGAAAUAUUGACUUUACUUUUGAUUUCAGAAAAAAUAAAAAAUAAUUUAGAAAUGUCUACUGAGGAAAUUAGAAGCACAAACGAGGAAAUGCUCAAAACCCAACAGAAGAUCAAAAAGAGCACUGAAAUAAAAACAUACAUGGACAGGUUGGCAUGCAUAAAGAACCAGAUCAACGAAUGGAAAUUGACACAGCCUCCAGUUACUUCCGGACUUCUGAAAGAAAAACUUGAAGGCAUCCAUAGAGAAGUAAGAUCAGAAAUUCUGACUGACAUAGCAAAAAAAUCAGAUGCAGAAAAAAAUCCUUUGGAGAACAUUAGAACAUCAGAAGGUUAUGUAAUUGAAGAAAAGACAGAAAUCCAUGAGAAAUUUUUAAAACAUAUUAGUCAGAGAGAAUCAUUUCCACAAGAAAUACCGACAUUGGAAAAGCAGAUAUAUAAACUAAAUGAGCAAGAGGAAGUCUUAAGGGUGCAAAUUAAAACAAAUAUUAGAAAAUUGCAAGAUAAAACUCAAAAGAUGAAAAGUAUUGUCACAGAAUUAGAUGAAAUACAGUGUCAGAAGGAAGACGCUGAAGUUAUAAUCAGGGAAAUGGGGACUGGAGAAAGUAAACUGGUGCAGGAAGUACAACAGAGGGGUUAUCUGACGGAGAGAACAAAUGUUUUUAGGAAACAAAUAAUGCAGACUGACCUGGAAGAUCAGAUAAAAACUACUAAUGUUGAGCAAAAACCUGAUAAAGUGGAAAAGUGGAAAAAAGAUCCUCAGGCACUUGAUAAAGAGACACAAGUAUGCUCUGAUGGAAAGUAUCUUCGACUCACUGAUUUACAAAGACUCUGGGCUGAGAUAUAUCGAACACAGCAAGUCAUAAAAUUGAUCAAACCAGAAAUUGGGUGCCAAGAUGGAACAGGUAAUGAGACCAAAGACCUUGCUGAUAAUGAAAUCAAGGGACUACUGCAAGAUCUCAGACAGUUUCGGAAGCUUUUGGAAAUGGAAGUGGGGCAGAAGAGACUGAAUCUCAAUGUAGAUACAAGCAUUCAGAAAAGUACAAUGAAGAAAAAGAGAAGAGAACUGGAUUUUAAAUUGGAGAAUAUCUUACGAGAGAGGGAUGAAUUAGAAAUGCUAAAAACACAAAUACAAAGAAAAUCUGAAGGGACUCAGUGGCAGUUGGAAAAGAUUCUAAAAUGUCAAAAUGACAUUGAAAAAAUAGCUGGUAAGGCCAAGGAGAGAAGCAAACUAAUAAUGUGUAAUAUGAAAAAGAGUGAUGCUAAAGUAAGAAUGAUUGAAGACCUAAACAAGAAGAUUGAAGCUUCAAAACAACGCUGGAACGAAAUGUACCUUUCAACCUCUCAGCAUAAAGCUUUAACUGAAAAACUAAAGACUGAACUUGGAAAUGAAAACGAAAGAGAAUCUCUAUUUGAAAGAGAAAACAGAAAGAGAUCUGAGAAAUUUGCAAGGGACCAAUCAUUCACAAGUAAAAAAGCAACACAAGCUGAAGAAACAUUUGAAGAAUUCUUAGUGCUCACACCACAUCAAGAAAGACUGACUGAGGAAAUAAAACUGAUAAUAAAUCAAUUUAAUCAUAGAAAAUGUAAUAGAGAGGAGCAAAACCUAGAACUAAGUGAAAGAGUGAUACAAGAGAUAUUAAGAAAAGUAAGUGAGAUGUUGGCACAAGAGACUGGAACUGAACAUAAUAAAAAGGCUUUGUUAAGUGAAACAAAUGAAAGACAAAAACAGCAGAUGACUGAAGGGCAGCACAGCAUUAAGACUAGAGAAAUAGGAGAAAUGGAGGUGCUGAAUACCGAGCUGGAAAUCAAAAGAAAAGAAAAUAAUGCCAUUUUAAAACAAAUGGUGAGAGAAGGGGAAAAGAAUGAAAGAAUGAUGAAUGAAAUAAAAGAAGCAAAGAUAUCAUUUAAGAGGGAGGUACAAAGAAGGAGGAGAGAACUAGACCAAACACUGGAGAAAAUCAGAAGAGAGAAGGAUGAAUUAGAGAUGUUGAAAUUAAAACUGAGACAGCCAAAGGCAGCAAUGUUCCAUGACAACCAAAAUGCACAAGAGCAGAGGACAGUUGUCUAUGUUUCGAGUGAAAAUGAACCAAAGGAUUUGGAAAAGAAUGGGUGGAAAAUCACAAACACCCAAUAUGAAACGUUACCCAUAUCACCAGGACUUAAAAGUACCAUCAAUAAUAUUCGAGACCUCGGAGUAAAGAUCUAUGGCUAUUUAGAAACACUUAAAAGUGAAAUAUGUCAAUUUCUCAAACAUCAAAAUGUUGAUUUAGACAAAAAGAGAGAAGAACUCACAGCAUUAACAGCUGAGAACAACACAGUAAAAGAAAACAUAACCAGAAUCAAAUCCUUGAUAGGAAUUGAUAAAAUGACCAAACAAGCUACAAGGGAUGUGGAUGAAACAUGGAAACUCAGGAAGGGUACGCAUAAGCAGGAGUAUAGGAUCAAAUCGUUGACAACUAAACAAAAAGCACAAAAGCGAAAAGCAUUAAUGACUGAAAUGAUGACUGACGAAACAAAACAACAGAAACAGAAAAAAAGAAAGGAUGCUAAAGACCCAUUUGGAGAAAUUAAUAAAAAGAUAAAAACUGACAAUCUGGAAAAACAUGUGAAAACACACAUGGAAACUCUUCAAGUACUGAUGAAAGAGAUAACUGUGAAGAACAGAAAAAAAGGAACAGAGAUACAUAAAAUUCAAGCAACUCAUAAAUCUCUUUCAAACAUGUGUAUGGAAUUAGAAGUCAAUAGCGUGAAAUUGGUGAAACUGAUAGAUAUUAUAAAAAAUAUAAAAGAAAGGAUAUUACAACAUGAAAACCAUGUCCCUGCAACACGGAAAGAAAAGGCAGAAAUACCAAAGACCGAAAUAAAUCAGAAAUUAGAAGAAGCCAACAGCUCAUUGGCAGAGACCAACAAAGAAAAAAUCAAGCUCGAUAUCGAGACACAACGCGCAAUACUGCAACAAGAAAAACAAGAUAUUCAAGAAGAAAGAGAGAGAAUAAACAUGACAGAGGCUGAACUAGACCAGAAGGCAGAAGAAGCCAGCAGUUGCUUGGCAGAGAUCAACAAAGAGAAAAUCAAACUAAAACAUUUGUCAGUUUCAGUCCAAAGAAAUCAUGAAAGACUUCAAGACAUCAUGUACACGAUUGCCAUAAAACAACAAGGCAGAGAGAGGAAAGAUCAUCUGUUCCAAGCACAAACACAGGAACUACAAUCUAAAAGGCUUCAACUACAGAAAGAAAAGGAAGAGAUGCAGCUUUUGAUGACAACUGUUAGUAAGAUGAGAGAGUGGACUAAAGCUGCGAUGAUCACCACCCAAAAGGAAAAGCAACAAGUGGAUUAUAGGAGGAUGCACAAGCCAGAAGAAGAAAUGCGUUCAAUCCAGAAUCUAGAACUUGAGAGAGAGAGGUCUGGGUUGACACCAAGAGAGGACAGUGGCUUGGAUAAAAGUCAAAUAACAGAACGUCAGCAAGGACAGAUCCAAUACAUCAAAGAGAAACUAAGGGAAAACAUCAAAGUGAAAAUGGUCCAGCUACAACAAAGGAUUGCAGGUGUAGAAAACCUCUCCGUUGGUUUGGGACAGAAGCUUCUUUGUCUUGUGGAACAGAAGGAAAAUGUGGCUGGUUAUAAAGAGGUAUUUGAAAGAGAAAAGAGAAUUCUGAAUAGUCUCCUUUGUGAUACACUAAAACAAAGAGAAGAUAUGGAAAACCGUUGGAAGCAAACAAUGAACCGGCAAAAAGAAAAAGUUACUUCUCUUGAAGCAACCCUGAAAAAAGAAAAGCAGGACCUGGAACUAGAGAAACAAAAGAUGUCGAAAGAUGAGCUGGUCUUAGAGCCGAUUAGGAAUGGCAUCCAGAAACAAAGUGAAAUAUUACAACAAGACAUUCAGCAACGUAAGCAAGAGUUGGAAAGCACAAUGGUGGAACUGCACAAGAAGACAGAAGAAACCAAGAAUCUCUUUGAUGGAAUCAAAAAAGAGAAAUCUAAACUCAAAGAUCUUAACCUUUGUCUGAAAACACAAGGCGAUCAACUGAAGGUUCUCAUGAACGCAAUCAGUUCAAAACCACAAGAACAAGAAGGAAAAGGCCCAGAAAUUCUCACACAAACACAAAAUCUGGAUCUCUGUAGGAAAAAAAUACAGGAGAAAAGACAAGAGCUGGAGGUUUUGAUGAAGAAUGCUAACAGCAUGAAGGAAAAGGUUAAAGAUUCCAUGAGCAGUGUCCAUAAAGACAUAGAACAAAUGAUCUCCAUGAAGAAGAACUUUGGAAAAGACAGAGAGAAACUGUCAAGUGAGAAGAAGCGCCUGGAAAGAGAAUUGUCAGAGUGCAAAAUGAGACAAGAGGAACUCUUGGAUGCAAUGAAGUCAACAGCAAACCUAAGACUAACACUACAAGGAGUAAAAGACAAGGUGUGUGACUUGACCAAUGUUAAAAUGAGAAGAUUACACAAAGGUCAUAAAGAUGCACAGUUAUUAUGUAUUUCACUGGAGAAGAAUGUUUCAACUAUUGGUGACCAGAUGAAAACACUAACUCCUUACAAAGAGUUAGUUGAAAGAGAAAAGAUCAAUCUAACAUCCAUCAUGUCUUCCAUGAGGAAUCAGAAAGAAGUGAUGGAACAUCAAUGGAAGCAAAUGGUGGACAUGGAUAAAAAAGAUCUAAACAAGAAGAAGGAAGAACUGAAACGGGAAACACAGAAUCUGCAAAGAGUGGCUGACAAAGUAGACAAAGAAAAAGAGGCCUUGGAAGUGAUGAUGUCCAAUAUCCAGACACAACGCGCAAUACUGCAACAAGAAAAACAAGAUAUUCAAGAAGAAAGAGAGAGAAUAAACAUGACAGAGGCUGAACUAGACCAGAAGGCAGAAGAAGCCAGCAGUUGCUUGGCAGAGAUCAACAAAGAGAAAAUCAAACUAAAACAUUUGUCAGUUUCAGUCCAAAGAAAUCAUGAAAGACUUCAAGACAUCAUGUACACGAUUGCCAUAAAACAACAAGGCAGAGAGAGGAAAGAUCAUCUGUUCCAAGCACAAACACAGGAACUACAAUCUAAAAGGCUUCAACUACAGAAAGAAAAGGAAGAGAUGCAGCUUUUGAUGACAACUGUUAGUAAGAUGAGAGAGUGGACUAAAGCUGCGAUGAUCACCACCCAAAAGGAAAAGCAACAAGUGGAUUAUAGGAGGAUGCACAAGCCAGAAGAAGAAAUGCGUUCAAUCCAGAAUCUAGAACUUGAGAGAGAGAGGUCUGGGUUGACACCAAGAGAGGACAGUGGCUUGGAUAAAAGUCAAAUAACAGAACGUCAGCAAGGACAGAUCCAAUACAUCAAAGAGAAACUAAGGGAAAACAUCAAAGUGAAAAUGGUCCAGCUACAACAAAGGAUUGCAGGUGUAGAAAACCUCUCCGUUGGUUUGGGACAGAAGCUUCUUUGUCUUGUGGAACAGAAGGAAAAUGUGGCUGGUUAUAAAGAGGUAUUUGAAAGAGAAAAGAGAAUUCUGAAUAGUCUCCUUUGUGAUACACUAAAACAAAGAGAAGAUAUGGAAAACCGUUGGAAGCAAACAAUGAACCGGCAAAAAGAAAAAGUUACUUCUCUUGAAGCAACCCUGAAAAAAGAAAAGCAGGACCUGGAACUAGAGAAACAAAAGAUGUCGAAAGAUGAGCUGGUCUUAGAGCCGAUUAGGAAUGGCAUCCAGAAACAAAGUGAAAUAUUACAACAAGACAUUCAGCAACGUAAGCAAGAGUUGGAAAGCACAAUGGUGGAACUGCACAAGAAGACAGAAGAAACCAAGAAUCUCUUUGAUGGAAUCAAAAAAGAGAAAUCUAAACUCAAAGAUCUUAACCUUUGUCUGAAAACACAAGGCGAUCAACUGAAGGUUCUCAUGAACGCAAUCAGUUCAAAACCACAAGAACAAGAAGGAAAAGGCCCAGAAAUUCUCACACAAACACAAAAUCUGGAUCUCUGUAGGAAAAAAAUACAGGAGAAAAGACAAGAGCUGGAGGUUUUGAUGAAGAAUGCUAACAGCAUGAAGGAAAAGGUUAAAGAUUCCAUGAGCAGUGUCCAUAAAGACAUAGAACAAAUGAUCUCCAUGAAGAAGAACUUUGGAAAAGACAGAGAGAAACUGUCAAGUGAGAAGAAGCGCCUGGAAAGAGAAUUGUCAGAGUGCAAAAUGAGACAAGAGGAACUCUUGGAUGCAAUGAAGUCAACAGCAAACCUAAGACUAACACUACAAGGAGUAAAAGACAAGGUGUGUGACUUGACCAAUGUUAAAAUGAGAAGAUUACACAAAGGUCAUAAAGAUGCACAGUUAUUAUGUAUUUCACUGGAGAAGAAUGUUUCAACUAUUGGUGACCAGAUGAAAACACUAACUCCUUACAAAGAGUUAGUUGAAAGAGAAAAGAUCAAUCUAACAUCCAUCAUGUCUUCCAUGAGGAAUCAGAAAGAAGUGAUGGAACAUCAAUGGAAGCAAAUGGUGGACAUGGAUAAAAAAGAUCUAAACAAGAAGAAGGAAGAACUGAAACGGGAAACACAGAAUCUGCAAAGAGUGGCUGACAAAGUAGACAAAGAAAAAGAGGCCUUGGAAGUGAUGAUGUCCAAUAUCCAGACACAACGCGCAAUACUGCAACAAGAAAAACAAGAUAUUCAAGAAGAAAGAGAGAGAAUAAACAUGACAGAGGCUGAACUAGACCAGAAGGCAGAAGAAGCCAGCAGUUGCUUGGCAGAGAUCAACAAAGAGAAAAUCAAACUAAAACAUUUGUCAGUUUCAGUCCAAAGAAAUCAUGAAAGACUUCAAGACAUCAUGUACACGAUUGCCAUAAAACAACAAGGCAGAGAGAGGAAAGAUCAUCUGUUCCAAGCACAAACACAGGAACUACAAUCUAAAAGGCUUCAACUACAGAAAGAAAAGGAAGAGAUGCAGCUUUUGAUGACAACUGUUAGUAAGAUGAGAGAGUGGACUAAAGCUGCGAUGAUCACCACCCAAAAGGAAAAGCAACAAGUGGAUUAUAGGAGGAUGCACAAGCCAGAAGAAGAAAUGCGUUCAAUCCAGAAUCUAGAACUUGAGAGAGAGAGGUCUGGGUUGACACCAAGAGAGGACAGUGGCUUGGAUAAAAGUCAAAUAACAGAACGUCAGCAAGGACAGAUCCAAUACAUCAAAGAGAAACUAAGGGAAAACAUCAAAGUGAAAAUGGUCCAGCUACAACAAAGGAUUGCAGGUGUAGAAAACCUCUCCGUUGGUUUGGGACAGAAGCUUCUUUGUCUUGUGGAACAGAAGGAAAAUGUGGCUGGUUAUAAAGAGGUAUUUGAAAGAGAAAAGAGAAUUCUGAAUAGUCUCCUUUGUGAUACACUAAAACAAAGAGAAGAUAUGGAAAACCGUUGGAAGCAAACAAUGAACCGGCAAAAAGAAAAAGUUACUUCUCUUGAAGCAACCCUGAAAAAAGAAAAGCAGGACCUGGAACUAGAGAAACAAAAGAUGUCGAAAGAUGAGCUGGUCUUAGAGCCGAUUAGGAAUGGCAUCCAGAAACAAAGUGAAAUAUUACAACAAGACAUUCAGCAACGUAAGCAAGAGUUGGAAAGCACAAUGGUGGAACUGCACAAGAAGACAGAAGAAACCAAGAAUCUCUUUGAUGGAAUCAAAAAAGAGAAAUCUAAACUCAAAGAUCUUAACCUUUGUCUGAAAACACAAGGCGAUCAACUGAAGGUUCUCAUGAACGCAAUCAGUUCAAAACCACAAGAACAAGAAGGAAAAGGCCCAGAAAUUCUCACACAAACACAAAAUCUGGAUCUCUGUAGGAAAAAAAUACAGGAGAAAAGACAAGAGCUGGAGGUUUUGAUGAAGAAUGCUAACAGCAUGAAGGAAAAGGUUAAAGAUUCCAUGAGCAGUGUCCAUAAAGACAUAGAACAAAUGAUCUCCAUGAAGAAGAACUUUGGAAAAGACAGAGAGAAACUGUCAAGUGAGAAGAAGCGCCUGGAAAGAGAAUUGUCAGAGUGCAAAAUGAGACAAGAGGAACUCUUGGAUGCAAUGAAGUCAACAGCAAACCUAAGACUAACACUACAAGGAGUAAAAGACAAGGUGUGUGACUUGACCAAUGUUAAAAUGAGAAGAUUACACAAAGGUCAUAAAGAUGCACAGUUAUUAUGUAUUUCACUGGAGAAGAAUGUUUCAACUAUUGGUGACCAGAUGAAAACACUAACUCCUUACAAAGAGUUAGUUGAAAGAGAAAAGAUCAAUCUAACAUCCAUCAUGUCUUCCAUGAGGAAUCAGAAAGAAGUGAUGGAACAUCAAUGGAAGCAAAUGGUGGACAUGGAUAAAAAAGAUCUAAACAAGAAGAAGGAAGAACUGAAACGGGAAACACAGAAUCUGCAAAGAGUGGCUGACAAAGUAGACAAAGAAAAAGAGGCCUUGGAAGUGAUGAUGUCCAAUAUCCAGACACAACGCGCAAUACUGCAACAAGAAAAACAAGAUAUUCAAGAAGAAAGAGAGAGAAUAAACAUGACAGAGGCUGAACUAGACCAGAAGGCAGAAGAAGCCAGCAGUUGCUUGGCAGAGAUCAACAAAGAGAAAAUCAAACUAAAACAUUUGUCAGUUUCAGUCCAAAGAAAUCAUGAAAGACUUCAAGACAUCAUGUACACGAUUGCCAUAAAACAACAAGGCAGAGAGAGGAAAGAUCAUCUGUUCCAAGCACAAACACAGGAACUACAAUCUAAAAGGCUUCAACUACAGAAAGAAAAGGAAGAGAUGCAGCUUUUGAUGACAACUGUUAGUAAGAUGAGAGAGUGGACUAAAGCUGCGAUGAUCACCACCCAAAAGGAAAAGCAACAAGUGGAUUAUAGGAGGAUGCACAAGCCAGAAGAAGAAAUGCGUUCAAUCCAGAAUCUAGAACUUGAGAGAGAGAGGUCUGGGUUGACACCAAGAGAGGACAGUGGCUUGGAUAAAAGUCAAAUAACAGAACGUCAGCAAGGACAGAUCCAAUACAUCAAAGAGAAACUAAGGGAAAACAUCAAAGUGAAAAUGGUCCAGCUACAACAAAGGAUUGCAGGUGUAGAAAACCUCUCCGUUGGUUUGGGACAGAAGCUUCUUUGUCUUGUGGAACAGAAGGAAAAUGUGGCUGGUUAUAAAGAGGUAUUUGAAAGAGAAAAGAGAAUUCUGAAUAGUCUCCUUUGUGAUACACUAAAACAAAGAGAAGAUAUGGAAAACCGUUGGAAGCAAACAAUGAACCGGCAAAAAGAAAAAGUUACUUCUCUUGAAGCAACCCUGAAAAAAGAAAAGCAGGACCUGGAACUAGAGAAACAAAAGAUGUCGAAAGAUGAGCUGGUCUUAGAGCCGAUUAGGAAUGGCAUCCAGAAACAAAGUGAAAUAUUACAACAAGACAUUCAGCAACGUAAGCAAGAGUUGGAAAGCACAAUGGUGGAACUGCACAAGAAGACAGAAGAAACCAAGAAUCUCUUUGAUGGAAUCAAAAAAGAGAAAUCUAAACUCAAAGAUCUUAACCUUUGUCUGAAAACACAAGGCGAUCAACUGAAGGUUCUCAUGAACGCAAUCAGUUCAAAACCACAAGAACAAGAAGGAAAAGGCCCAGAAAUUCUCACACAAACACAAAAUCUGGAUCUCUGUAGGAAAAAAAUACAGGAGAAAAGACAAGAGCUGGAGGUUUUGAUGAAGAAUGCUAACAGCAUGAAGGAAAAGGUUAAAGAUUCCAUGAGCAGUGUCCAUAAAGACAUAGAACAAAUGAUCUCCAUGAAGAAGAACUUUGGAAAAGACAGAGAGAAACUGUCAAGUGAGAAGAAGCGCCUGGAAAGAGAAUUGUCAGAGUGCAAAAUGAGACAAGAGGAACUCUUGGAUGCAAUGAAGUCAACAGCAAACCUAAGACUAACACUACAAGGAGUAAAAGACAAGGUGUGUGACUUGACCAAUGUUAAAAUGAGAAGAUUACACAAAGGUCAUAAAGAUGCACAGUUAUUAUGUAUUUCACUGGAGAAGAAUGUUUCAACUAUUGGUGACCAGAUGAAAACACUAACUCCUUACAAAGAGUUAGUUGAAAGAGAAAAGAUCAAUCUAACAUCCAUCAUGUCUUCCAUGAGGAAUCAGAAAGAAGUGAUGGAACAUCAAUGGAAGCAAAUGGUGGACAUGGAUAAAAAAGAUCUAAACAAGAAGAAGGAAGAACUGAAACGGGAAACACAGAAUCUGCAAAGAGUGGCUGACAAAGUAGACAAAGAAAAAGAGGCCUUGGAAGUGAUGAUGUCCAAUAUCCAGACACAACGCGCAAUACUGCAACAAGAAAAACAAGAUAUUCAAGAAGAAAGAGAGAGAAUAAACAUGACAGAGGCUGAACUAGACCAGAAGGCAGAAGAAGCCAGCAGUUGCUUGGCAGAGAUCAACAAAGAGAAAAUCAAACUAAAACAUUUGUCAGUUUCAGUCCAAAGAAAUCAUGAAAGACUUCAAGACAUCAUGUACACGAUUGCCAUAAAACAACAAGGCAGAGAGAGGAAAGAUCAUCUGUUCCAAGCACAAACACAGGAACUACAAUCUAAAAGGCUUCAACUACAGAAAGAAAAGGAAGAGAUGCAGCUUUUGAUGACAACUGUUAGUAAGAUGAGAGAGUGGACUAAAGCUGCGAUGAUCACCACCCAAAAGGAAAAGCAACAAGUGGAUUAUAGGAGGAUGCACAAGCCAGAAGAAGAAAUGCGUUCAAUCCAGAAUCUAGAACUUGAGAGAGAGAGGUCUGGGUUGACACCAAGAGAGGACAGUGGCUUGGAUAAAAGUCAAAUAACAGAACGUCAGCAAGGACAGAUCCAAUACAUCAAAGAGAAACUAAGGGAAAACAUCAAAGUGAAAAUGGUCCAGCUACAACAAAGGAUUGCAGGUGUAGAAAACCUCUCCGUUGGUUUGGGACAGAAGCUUCUUUGUCUUGUGGAACAGAAGGAAAAUGUGGCUGGUUAUAAAGAGGUAUUUGAAAGAGAAAAGAGAAUUCUGAAUAGUCUCCUUUGUGAUACACUAAAACAAAGAGAAGAUAUGGAAAACCGUUGGAAGCAAACAAUGAACCGGCAAAAAGAAAAAGUUACUUCUCUUGAAGCAACCCUGAAAAAAGAAAAGCAGGACCUGGAACUAGAGAAACAAAAGAUGUCGAAAGAUGAGCUGGUCUUAGAGCCGAUUAGGAAUGGCAUCCAGAAACAAAGUGAAAUAUUACAACAAGACAUUCAGCAACGUAAGCAAGAGUUGGAAAGCACAAUGGUGGAACUGCACAAGAAGACAGAAGAAACCAAGAAUCUCUUUGAUGGAAUCAAAAAAGAGAAAUCUAAACUCAAAGAUCUUAACCUUUGUCUGAAAACACAAGGCGAUCAACUGAAGGUUCUCAUGAACGCAAUCAGUUCAAAACCACAAGAACAAGAAGGAAAAGGCCCAGAAAUUCUCACACAAACACAAAAUCUGGAUCUCUGUAGGAAAAAAAUACAGGAGAAAAGACAAGAGCUGGAGGUUUUGAUGAAGAAUGCUAACAGCAUGAAGGAAAAGGUUAAAGAUUCCAUGAGCAGUGUCCAUAAAGACAUAGAACAAAUGAUCUCCAUGAAGAAGAACUUUGGAAAAGACAGAGAGAAACUGUCAAGUGAGAAGAAGCGCCUGGAAAGAGAAUUGUCAGAGUGCAAAAUGAGACAAGAGGAACUCUUGGAUGCAAUGAAGUCAACAGCAAACCUAAGACUAACACUACAAGGAGUAAAAGACAAGGUGUGUGACUUGACCAAUGUUAAAAUGAGAAGAUUACACAAAGGUCAUAAAGAUGCACAGUUAUUAUGUAUUUCACUGGAGAAGAAUGUUUCAACUAUUGGUGACCAGAUGAAAACACUAACUCCUUACAAAGAGUUAGUUGAAAGAGAAAAGAUCAAUCUAACAUCCAUCAUGUCUUCCAUGAGGAAUCAGAAAGAAGUGAUGGAACAUCAAUGGAAGCAAAUGGUGGACAUGGAUAAAAAAGAUCUAAACAAGAAGAAGGAAGAACUGAAACGGGAAACACAGAAUCUGCAAAGAGUGGCUGACAAAGUAGACAAAGAAAAAGAGGCCUUGGAAGUGAUGAUGUCCAAUAUCCAGACACAACGCGCAAUACUGCAACAAGAAAAACAAGAUAUUCAAGAAGAAAGAGAGAGAAUAAACAUGACAGAGGCUGAACUAGACCAGAAGGCAGAAGAAGCCAGCAGUUGCUUGGCAGAGAUCAACAAAGAGAAAAUCAAACUAAAACAUUUGUCAGUUUCAGUCCAAAGAAAUCAUGAAAGACUUCAAGACAUCAUGUACACGAUUGCCAUAAAACAACAAGGCAGAGAGAGGAAAGAUCAUCUGUUCCAAGCACAAACACAGGAACUACAAUCUAAAAGGCUUCAACUACAGAAAGAAAAGGAAGAGAUGCAGCUUUUGAUGACAACUGUUAGUAAGAUGAGAGAGUGGACUAAAGCUGCGAUGAUCACCACCCAAAAGGAAAAGCAACAAGUGGAUUAUAGGAGGAUGCACAAGCCAGAAGAAGAAAUGCGUUCAAUCCAGAAUCUAGAACUUGAGAGAGAGAGGUCUGGGUUGACACCAAGAGAGGACAGUGGCUUGGAUAAAAGUCAAAUAACAGAACGUCAGCAAGGACAGAUCCAAUACAUCAAAGAGAAACUAAGGGAAAACAUCAAAGUGAAAAUGGUCCAGCUACAACAAAGGAUUGCAGGUGUAGAAAACCUCUCCGUUGGUUUGGGACAGAAGCUUCUUUGUCUUGUGGAACAGAAGGAAAAUGUGGCUGGUUAUAAAGAGGUAUUUGAAAGAGAAAAGAGAAUUCUGAAUAGUCUCCUUUGUGAUACACUAAAACAAAGAGAAGAUAUGGAAAACCGUUGGAAGCAAACAAUGAACCGGCAAAAAGAAAAAGUUACUUCUCUUGAAGCAACCCUGAAAAAAGAAAAGCAGGACCUGGAACUAGAGAAACAAAAGAUGUCGAAAGAUGAGCUGGUCUUAGAGCCGAUUAGGAAUGGCAUCCAGAAACAAAGUGAAAUAUUACAACAAGACAUUCAGCAACGUAAGCAAGAGUUGGAAAGCACAAUGGUGGAACUGCACAAGAAGACAGAAGAAACCAAGAAUCUCUUUGAUGGAAUCAAAAAAGAGAAAUCUAAACUCAAAGAUCUUAACCUUUGUCUGAAAACACAAGGCGAUCAACUGAAGGUUCUCAUGAACGCAAUCAGUUCAAAACCACAAGAACAAGAAGGAAAAGGCCCAGAAAUUCUCACACAAACACAAAAUCUGGAUCUCUGUAGGAAAAAAAUACAGGAGAAAAGACAAGAGCUGGAGGUUUUGAUGAAGAAUGCUAACAGCAUGAAGGAAAAGGUUAAAGAUUCCAUGAGCAGUGUCCAUAAAGACAUAGAACAAAUGAUCUCCAUGAAGAAGAACUUUGGAAAAGACAGAGAGAAACUGUCAAGUGAGAAGAAGCGCCUGGAAAGAGAAUUGUCAGAGUGCAAAAUGAGACAAGAGGAACUCUUGGAUGCAAUGAAGUCAACAGCAAACCUAAGACUAACACUACAAGGAGUAAAAGACAAGGUGUGUGACUUGACCAAUGUUAAAAUGAGAAGAUUACACAAAGGUCAUAAAGAUGCACAGUUAUUAUGUAUUUCACUGGAGAAGAAUGUUUCAACUAUUGGUGACCAGAUGAAAACACUAACUCCUUACAAAGAGUUAGUUGAAAGAGAAAAGAUCAAUCUAACAUCCAUCAUGUCUUCCAUGAGGAAUCAGAAAGAAGUGAUGGAACAUCAAUGGAAGCAAAUGGUGGACAUGGAUAAAAAAGAUCUAAACAAGAAGAAGGAAGAACUGAAACGGGAAACACAGAAUCUGCAAAGAGUGGCUGACAAAGUAGACAAAGAAAAAGAGGCCUUGGAAGUGAUGAUGUCCAAUAUCCAGACACAACGCGCAAUACUGCAACAAGAAAAACAAGAUAUUCAAGAAGAAAGAGAGAGAAUAAACAUGACAGAGGCUGAACUAGACCAGAAGGCAGAAGAAGCCAGCAGUUGCUUGGCAGAGAUCAACAAAGAGAAAAUCAAACUAAAACAUUUGUCAGUUUCAGUCCAAAGAAAUCAUGAAAGACUUCAAGACAUCAUGUACACGAUUGCCAUAAAACAACAAGGCAGAGAGAGGAAAGAUCAUCUGUUCCAAGCACAAACACAGGAACUACAAUCUAAAAGGCUUCAACUACAGAAAGAAAAGGAAGAGAUGCAGCUUUUGAUGACAACUGUUAGUAAGAUGAGAGAGUGGACUAAAGCUGCGAUGAUCACCACCCAAAAGGAAAAGCAACAAGUGGAUUAUAGGAGGAUGCACAAGCCAGAAGAAGAAAUGCGUUCAAUCCAGAAUCUAGAACUUGAGAGAGAGAGGUCUGGGUUGACACCAAGAGAGGACAGUGGCUUGGAUAAAAGUCAAAUAACAGAACGUCAGCAAGGACAGAUCCAAUACAUCAAAGAGAAACUAAGGGAAAACAUCAAAGUGAAAAUGGUCCAGCUACAACAAAGGAUUGCAGGUGUAGAAAACCUCUCCGUUGGUUUGGGACAGAAGCUUCUUUGUCUUGUGGAACAGAAGGAAAAUGUGGCUGGUUAUAAAGAGGUAUUUGAAAGAGAAAAGAGAAUUCUGAAUAGUCUCCUUUGUGAUACACUAAAACAAAGAGAAGAUAUGGAAAACCGUUGGAAGCAAACAAUGAACCGGCAAAAAGAAAAAGUUACUUCUCUUGAAGCAACCCUGAAAAAAGAAAAGCAGGACCUGGAACUAGAGAAACAAAAGAUGUCGAAAGAUGAGCUGGUCUUAGAGCCGAUUAGGAAUGGCAUCCAGAAACAAAGUGAAAUAUUACAACAAGACAUUCAGCAACGUAAGCAAGAGUUGGAAAGCACAAUGGUGGAACUGCACAAGAAGACAGAAGAAACCAAGAAUCUCUUUGAUGGAAUCAAAAAAGAGAAAUCUAAACUCAAAGAUCUUAACCUUUGUCUGAAAACACAAGGCGAUCAACUGAAGGUUCUCAUGAACGCAAUCAGUUCAAAACCACAAGAACAAGAAGGAAAAGGCCCAGAAAUUCUCACACAAACACAAAAUCUGGAUCUCUGUAGGAAAAAAAUACAGGAGAAAAGACAAGAGCUGGAGGUUUUGAUGAAGAAUGCUAACAGCAUGAAGGAAAAGGUUAAAGAUUCCAUGAGCAGUGUCCAUAAAGACAUAGAACAAAUGAUCUCCAUGAAGAAGAACUUUGGAAAAGACAGAGAGAAACUGUCAAGUGAGAAGAAGCGCCUGGAAAGAGAAUUGUCAGAGUGCAAAAUGAGACAAGAGGAACUCUUGGAUGCAAUGAAGUCAACAGCAAACCUAAGACUAACACUACAAGGAGUAAAAGACAAGGUGUGUGACUUGACCAAUGUUAAAAUGAGAAGAUUACACAAAGGUCAUAAAGAUGCACAGUUAUUAUGUAUUUCACUGGAGAAGAAUGUUUCAACUAUUGGUGACCAGAUGAAAACACUAACUCCUUACAAAGAGUUAGUUGAAAGAGAAAAGAUCAAUCUAACAUCCAUCAUGUCUUCCAUGAGGAAUCAGAAAGAAGUGAUGGAACAUCAAUGGAAGCAAAUGGUGGACAUGGAUAAAAAAGAUCUAAACAAGAAGAAGGAAGAACUGAAACGGGAAACACAGAAUCUGCAAAGAGUGGCUGACAAAGUAGACAAAGAAAAAGAGGCCUUGGAAGUGAUGAUGUCCAAUAUCCAGACACAACGCGCAAUACUGCAACAAGAAAAACAAGAUAUUCAAGAAGAAAGAGAGAGAAUAAACAUGACAGAGGCUGAACUAGACCAGAAGGCAGAAGAAGCCAGCAGUUGCUUGGCAGAGAUCAACAAAGAGAAAAUCAAACUAAAACAUUUGUCAGUUUCAGUCCAAAGAAAUCAUGAAAGACUUCAAGACAUCAUGUACACGAUUGCCAUAAAACAACAAGGCAGAGAGAGGAAAGAUCAUCUGUUCCAAGCACAAACACAGGAACUACAAUCUAAAAGGCUUCAACUACAGAAAGAAAAGGAAGAGAUGCAGCUUUUGAUGACAACUGUUAGUAAGAUGAGAGAGUGGACUAAAGCUGCGAUGAUCACCACCCAAAAGGAAAAGCAACAAGUGGAUUAUAGGAGGAUGCACAAGCCAGAAGAAGAAAUGCGUUCAAUCCAGAAUCUAGAACUUGAGAGAGAGAGGUCUGGGUUGACACCAAGAGAGGACAGUGGCUUGGAUAAAAGUCAAAUAACAGAACGUCAGCAAGGACAGAUCCAAUACAUCAAAGAGAAACUAAGGGAAAACAUCAAAGUGAAAAUGGUCCAGCUACAACAAAGGAUUGCAGGUGUAGAAAACCUCUCCGUUGGUUUGGGACAGAAGCUUCUUUGUCUUGUGGAACAGAAGGAAAAUGUGGCUGGUUAUAAAGAGGUAUUUGAAAGAGAAAAGAGAAUUCUGAAUAGUCUCCUUUGUGAUACACUAAAACAAAGAGAAGAUAUGGAAAACCGUUGGAAGCAAACAAUGAACCGGCAAAAAGAAAAAGUUACUUCUCUUGAAGCAACCCUGAAAAAAGAAAAGCAGGACCUGGAACUAGAGAAACAAAAGAUGUCGAAAGAUGAGCUGGUCUUAGAGCCGAUUAGGAAUGGCAUCCAGAAACAAAGUGAAAUAUUACAACAAGACAUUCAGCAACGUAAGCAAGAGUUGGAAAGCACAAUGGUGGAACUGCACAAGAAGACAGAAGAAACCAAGAAUCUCUUUGAUGGAAUCAAAAAGAGAAAUCUAAACUCAAAGAUCUUAACCUUUGUCUGAAAACACAAGGCGAUCAACUGAAGGUUCUCAUGAACGCAAUCAGUUCAAAACCACAAGAACAAGAAGGAAAAGGCCCAGAAAUUCUCACACAAACACAAAAUCUGGAUCUCUGUAGGAAAAAAAUACAGGAGAAAAGACAAGAGCUGGAGGUUUUGAUGAAGAAUGCUAACAGCAUGAAGGAAAAGGUUAAAGAUUCCAUGAGCAGUGUCCAUAAAGACAUAGAACAAAUGAUCUCCAUGAAGAAGAACUUUGGAAAAGACAGAGAGAAACUGUCAAGUGAGAAGAAGCGCCUGGAAAGAGAAUUGUCAGAGUGCAAAAUGAGACAAGAGGAACUCUUGGAUGCAAUGAAGUCAACAGCAAACCUAAGACUAACACUACAAGGAGUAAAAGACAAGGUGUGUGACUUGACCAAUGUUAAAAUGAGAAGAUUACACAAAGGUCAUAAAGAUGCACAGUUAUUAUGUAUUUCACUGGAGAAGAAUGUUUCAACUAUUGGUGACCAGAUGAAAACACUAACUCCUUACAAAGAGUUAGUUGAAAGAGAAAAGAUCAAUCUAACAUCCAUCAUGUCUUCCAUGAGGAAUCAGAAAGAAGUGAUGGAACAUCAAUGGAAGCAAAUGGUGGACAUGGAUAAAAAAGAUCUAAACAAGAAGAAGGAAGAACUGAAACGGGAAACACAGAAUCUGCAAAGAGUGGCUGACAAAGUAGACAAAGAAAAAGAGGCCUUGGAAGUGAUGAUGUCCAAUAUCCAGACACAACGCGCAAUACUGCAACAAGAAAAACAAGAUAUUCAAGAAGAAAGAGAGAGAAUAAACAUGACAGAGGCUGAACUAGACCAGAAGGCAGAAGAAGCCAGCAGUUGCUUGGCAGAGAUCAACAAAGAGAAAAUCAAACUAAAACAUUUGUCAGUUUCAGUCCAAAGAAAUCAUGAAAGACUUCAAGACAUCAUGUACACGAUUGCCAUAAAACAACAAGGCAGAGAGAGGAAAGAUCAUCUGUUCCAAGCACAAACACAGGAACUACAAUCUAAAAGGCUUCAACUACAGAAAGAAAAGGAAGAGAUGCAGCUUUUGAUGACAACUGUUAGUAAGAUGAGAGAGUGGACUAAAGCUGCGAUGAUCACCACCCAAAAGGAAAAGCAACAAGUGGAUUAUAGGAGGAUGCACAAGCCAGAAGAAGAAAUGCGUUCAAUCCAGAAUCUAGAACUUGAGAGAGAGAGGUCUGGGUUGACACCAAGAGAGGACAGUGGCUUGGAUAAAAGUCAAAUAACAGAACGUCAGCAAGGACAGAUCCAAUACAUCAAAGAGAAACUAAGGGAAAACAUCAAAGUGAAAAUGGUCCAGCUACAACAAAGGAUUGCAGGUGUAGAAAACCUCUCCGUUGGUUUGGGACAGAAGCUUCUUUGUCUUGUGGAACAGAAGGAAAAUGUGGCUGGUUAUAAAGAGGUAUUUGAAAGAGAAAAGAGAAUUCUGAAUAGUCUCCUUUGUGAUACACUAAAACAAAGAGAAGAUAUGGAAAACCGUUGGAAGCAAACAAUGAACCGGCAAAAAGAAAAAGUUACUUCUCUUGAAGCAACCCUGAAAAAAGAAAAGCAGGACCUGGAACUAGAGAAACAAAAGAUGUCGAAAGAUGAGCUGGUCUUAGAGCCGAUUAGGAAUGGCAUCCAGAAACAAAGUGAAAUAUUACAACAAGACAUUCAGCAACGUAAGCAAGAGUUGGAAAGCACAAUGGUGGAACUGCACAAGAAGACAGAAGAAACCAAGAAUCUCUUUGAUGGAAUCAAAAAAGAGAAAUCUAAACUCAAAGAUCUUAACCUUUGUCUGAAAACACAAGGCGAUCAACUGAAGGUUCUCAUGAACGCAAUCAGUUCAAAACCACAAGAACAAGAAGGAAAAGGCCCAGAAAUUCUCACACAAACACAAAAUCUGGAUCUCUGUAGGAAAAAAAUACAGGAGAAAAGACAAGAGCUGGAGAUUUUGAUGUAUAAUGCUAACAGCAUGAAGGAAAAGGUUAAAGAUUCCAUGAGCAGUGUCCAUAAAGACAUAGAACAAAUGAUCUCCAUGAAGAAGAACUUUGGAAAAGACAGAGAGAAACUGUCAACUGAGAAGAAGCGCCUGGAAAGAGAAUUGUCAGAGUGCAAAAUGAGACAAGAGGAACUCUUGGAUGCAAUGAAGUCAACAGCAAACCUAAGACUAACACUACAAGGAGUAAAAGACAAGGUGUGUGACUUGACCAAUGUUAAAAUGAGAAGAUUACACAAAGGUCAUAAAGAUGCACAGUUAUUAUGUAUUUCACUGGAGAAGAAUGUUUCAACUAUUGGUGACCAGAUGAAAACACUAACUCCUUACAAAGAGUUAGUUGAAAGAGAAAAGAUCAAUCUAACAUCCAUCAUGUCUUCCAUGAGGAAUCAGAAAGAAGUGAUGGAACAUCAAUGGAAGCAAAUGGUGGACAUGGAUAAAAAAGAUCUAAACAAGAAGAAGGAAGAACUGAAACGGGAAACACAGAAUCUGCAAAGAGUGGCUGACAAAGUAGACAAAGAAAAAGAGGCCUUGGAAGUGAUGAUGUCCAAUAUCCAGACACAACGCGCAAUACUGCAACAAGAAAAACAAGAUAUUCAAGAAGAAAGAGAGAGAAUAAACAUGACAGAGGCUGAACUAGACCAGAAGGCAGAAGAAGCCAGCAGUUGCUUGGCAGAGAUCAACAAAGAGAAAAUCAAACUAAAACAUUUGUCAGUUUCAGUCCAAAGAAAUCAUGAAAGACUUCAAGACAUCAUGUACACGAUUGCCAUAAAACAACAAGGCAGAGAGAGGAAAGAUCAUCUGUUCCAAGCACAAACACAGGAACUACAAUCUAAAAGGCUUCAACUACAGAAAGAAAAGGAAGAGAUGCAGCUUUUGAUGACAACUGUUAGUAAGAUGAGAGAGUGGACUAAAGCUGCGAUGAUCACCACCCAAAAGGAAAAGCAACAAGUGGAUUAUAGGAGGAUGCACAAGCCAGAAGAAGAAAUGCGUUCAAUCCAGAAUCUAGAACUUGAGAGAGAGAGGUCUGGGUUGACACCAAGAGAGGACAGUGGCUUGGAUAAAAGUCAAAUAACAGAACGUCAGCAAGGACAGAUCCAAUACAUCAAAGAGAAACUAAGGGAAAACAUCAAAGUGAAAAUGGUCCAGCUACAACAAAGGAUUGCAGGUGUAGAAAACCUCUCCGUUGGUUUGGGACAGAAGCUUCUUUGUCUUGUGGAACAGAAGGAAAAUGUGGCUGGUUAUAAAGAGGUAUUUGAAAGAGAAAAGAGAAUUCUGAAUAGUCUCCUUUGUGAUACACUAAAACAAAGAGAAGAUAUGGAAAACCGUUGGAAGCAAACAAUGAACCGGCAAAAAGAAAAAGUUACUUCUCUUGAAGCAACCCUGAAAAAAGAAAAGCAGGACCUGGAACUAGAGAAACAAAAGAUGUCGAAAGAUGAGCUGGUCUUAGAGCCGAUUAGGAAUGGCAUCCAGAAACAAAGUGAAAUAUUACAACAAGACAUUCAGCAACGUAAGCAAGAGUUGGAAAGCACAAUGGUGGAACUGCACAAGAAGACAGAAGAAACCAAGAAUCUCUUUGAUGGAAUCAAAAAAGAGAGAUCUAAACUCAAAGAUCUUAACCUUUGUCUGAAAACACAAGGCGAUCAACUGAAGGUUCUCAUGAACGCAAUCAGUUCAAAACCACAAGAACAAGAAGGAAAAGGCCCAGAAAUUCUCGCAAUACUGCAACAAGAAAAACAAGAUAUUCAAGAAAGAGAGAGAAUAAACAUCACAGAGGCUGAACUAGACCAGAAGGCAGAAGAAGCACCAAUGAAGAUUGAGAUUUUUUCUGCCUUCUUAGAAAGAUUACGACAUCUUAAUCUUAUGACAGUUGAACUCUUCCAAAACAGUAUAGACUGUUUGGAAGGAAAAAGUCAAGAUCUCACCCACUUUUUUUCUUCAUUGAAAACCAGUAGAGAAGUUCAUUUGAUUAGAGACAGGAUCCGUCGUCAUUUAAACUGGAUAAAACUACAAAGACAACACUUGAACCAAACCGUAUGUGAUAAAUCAACACAAACUGUGAGUCUGAGUCAUCAGAGAUUGAAGACAUAUAAAGAGAAUGUGAGUCCAUUUAAAAUAGGUACACCUGAAAUGAAGUUUCAGAAUCUUAAACCUGUUGAAACUGAGUACCACCUUAUUUCUAAGGAGGAUGAUGAUUUGAAAUCUCUGAGUAAAUAUAUAACUUUUGACAGGGAAUGGCCAGGACCAGCACUCAAAGAUAAUAGUGAUAUAGAGAACAGAAAGGAGAUUGCGACUUCUCCCAGGGUUUCAACUAGGACAGAGGACUAUACUAAACAUCCGAAAAGUAAUUCCUUACAAAGGUCCUGGAAGGACACCAGAAUGGAAUUUAAGGAGAUUAAUCUGAUGAAGCACAGAGGUCAGGAGAUUAGAAAUAAUUUGGAUAAAAGGCUAAAAGAAAUAAUUCAUUUUGGUAAAAUAACACUAAAAGAAACACUUAUGGACAAUUCAUUACCAGAAAAAGGAACACACACAUCAACUCAGGGGAACUUUGACAGUUCUACCAAAUCUGCCAAUAUAAAAUAUGUUGAGCUUCAACAACUUAAGUUUCACAUGCUGAGUCAGAUUGAAAAACUUCAACUGAAAGAGAACACAAGUGAGACACUUGUUUCUUAUGAAAAAGAUAAUCAAACUUUUCAGAAGGAAAUAAUCCCAGCAAAAGUGCAAGAAAUGCAAGAGCAGGACAAAGCAAGAGGGGGAGAAAAUGAAGCAGUGACGUCAAGCAGACUCUUCUGUUUGCUGCAACAUUACUGCUGUCGCUGCUGCUGUCAUUGUUGUACCUGUCGAAAGCAUGUGUGCCCAAAGAAAAAUGGAAUCAUGAAUGCCUAAAAUAUAUAAAUGUGUGUGUGUGUCUGUGUGUGGGGGUGCAAGCCAAGUAUUUCUGCUGGUAAUUUUACUCUUAGUAAAAGAAAAUGUUAAAUAAAAUUGUCAUUAGCAAGACAUCUUCAGAAUGUUGUAAGAGCUUCAUCAGGGGUGCCCAAAGUGGGUCCUUGAGGGCCCGCAUCCUGCAUGUUUUAGUUUUCUCCCUGGUUUAACGCACCUGGAUCAAAUGAUGACUUGUUAGAAGGCCAAAGAAGAACACUGACAUGCUGAAAAGGUUGUUACUACCACCAGGAAGAGAACUAAAAUGUGCAGGAUGCCGGCCCUCGAGGACCGACUUUGAGCACCCCUGAGCUACAUCAUAGUGUCAAUUUUGUUUUGAAAAUCUUGAGUUUAAGUAUUGUCUGGUGAAAACUGGUAUAGAGGGGUGAAAUCUUUCCAGAUUAAUGCAGAAAACAGAGCAUUAAGGCCUGAGGGACAUAAGUGAUCUUGCAUUUUGAUUUAAUGAUGAUUAAAUAAUAUAUAUACAGUAUUCCUGCAUUUUAUUACUGAUUGAUUAUAAGAAAUGUAUUCUUGUAUUUUGAUUUGUUAAUGAUUAUAACAAUGAGGAUUUUUGUACUUUGAUUUACUGAUGACUAUACAAAGAGUUGAUAUAAAAAAGUAGAUCAAGAAAUAAAUAACACAAUGAAAGAAUGAUGAAUAGAAUUAAUCUCAGAUGAUUAUUAUAAAAAGUUAUGUUUGAAUUAAAACAGAAAGUUGAUUAUGUUUAAUGAUUUAUGAUAAUCUACAGAAUUGUAACUGAAGUAAUGAUACAUUGUGAAGCGAAAUGACAUGUUUUUCUCAGACUGUGUUGUAACUAAAGUAGAUGUCAAAACUGAGCUGAGCGGGGAGGCAGGGGAGUUCCAAAGAGGAAGUAAGAUGUUUUCUUCAAAACUAAAAUGGGGAAGUAUUUUAGUCGGUGGACAGGCAGCAGAAAAAAGGAAGUAAGCAAGGCGUUGACUGCUGUGCGUAAGCCAGGCGUUGGCUGCUGUAAGAAGGGUUGGUGCUUUCUACAGAACCAUCUAACGUUCGAGAAGUCACGUAGGCCAUCACCCCAUACAUAACCAUGGGAUGAGAGAGUAUAAAAACCCAUGAAAAGAGG